This is a messenger RNA of Hylaeus anthracinus, 634 nucleotides long. Its product is annotated as protein stunted-like. The transcript is spliced from 4 exons. The coding region runs from base 276 to 449 and encodes 57 amino acids. Gene Ontology annotation, biological process: proton motive force-driven mitochondrial ATP synthesis. Gene Ontology annotation, cellular component: mitochondrial inner membrane. Gene Ontology annotation, molecular function: proton-transporting ATP synthase activity, rotational mechanism. The record is from RefSeq and is a predicted model, not a curated record. Lineage: Eukaryota; Metazoa; Arthropoda; Insecta; Hymenoptera; Colletidae.
UAUUUUACAUUUCGUUACUCUUUUUCUAUAAUUUGAAAUUAUUUCACAUCAUUGAUAGUAAAGAUAUGAACUAUGAAAUUGAACACGAAAUUUGUUUUACGUCGUCUGCCUUGUAAAUGAAACGUCUAUACAAAGUCCAUGUUUUUCGAAUGGGUAGCAUUUCCUAUGAGCCCUACAUAGAGUAACAUAGAGUCAAAGAAUUGAUCUGUUUCAACUCGUCGUGCUGCAUUUACAACGAAAUUUUGUACUAGUACGAAAUAAAAGUAACAACAAAAAUGUCUGGGUGGAGACAAGCAGGACUAAAUUAUAUCAAUUAUUCGCAAAUUGCUGCGAGACUUGUCAGACAAGCUCUGAAACCAGAUUUCAGGACAGAGGCUAUAAAACGCGAUGAAGUAAACGUAAAAUUCACACAGUGGAAAGAUGGUAAACCUGCUACUGAGAAACAGUAGUGUCAGCAAUUUAAAAGUUAUAAAUCAUUAUAUCACAGAUGAGUGGAAGUCAUCCUUUUCCUAGAUAUGCGCCCAUACACAUUAUACACGGCAGAAGAGAUAGGAGUGUAAUUAAAUAGUAAUUUAUGUAUGGUAAUUCUUCAAUAUGUUCAUCUGAAGUAAAAAUAUCUUUUGCGAAGUUACAA